GCUGAGGCUACAACAAGUAAAAUAAGCAAGACUAAUUGGUGAUCAGGGUGUUGCAUGUUAAAGGUCAGUAUUUCAUAGUGAUCAAAGUGUGCCAUAUGAUGCAAUUUGUGUUCAAAGUUUACACAAGUAUGAUUAAGAAUGACAUUUCAGUGAGAUCAACAAAAUCAGUUUAGAGUCAUGUUGAGUCAAGUUUUCAAAAUGUGCGGGUAGUUGCAUUUUUUUGUGAGUAGAAAAUGUAUUGAAACUGUCAAAUCUAUCAACCAAGAGGACAGGAUGUGUGACAGGUGGAGGUUGUUACAUCCCGACACUCCUUAAUAACUAUACCAAUUGAUUUUACUUGGGAGGGGGGGUCAGUUUUACAAAUUAGCCUUUAUUUUCUCUAUAUUUAAAGGUGAACAAUAUAUACGUCUAAACCUUCAAACCUACUGGUUUAUACAUGCAUAGAUGCACUAAUUCUCAUAGGGUAUGGGAACCCCACCUCCCAGGUGGGGCAGCGGGGGGUUGAUUGUUGGGAUUCAUCCAAUGAAAACAACUAAACAUUUUUACAUAAAUCAGGGUGGCACCAAGGAAAAGAAGUUCAGAACCAACACUUGUAGGUUUACCAGGCCUUUCCUUGGCAACAGGGCCAAAAUUGUACCCAUGCAUAUGCAGGGGUGGAAAGUAACUAAUUAUAUUUACUCACAUCACUCUAAUUGAGUAGCUUUUUAUAUGUACUUGUACUUCCUGAGAUAGUUUAAAAAUAAGUAAUUUCACUUUUACUCAAGAAUAUUUUGUGGAAAGAAUUUUACUUGACUACAUUUUAAAAAGCACCAAUGGCUGAUUAAAAAUGUUUAAUCUAAUAGACAAACAAGGAGGCCCAAGCCUUCUGUCUCUGAAAUAAAACAGAGCUCCAAAAGUCUGAAUUAUUUAUUGUAAAAUUGAAAUCCAACAGUAAGAAAAAAACUGCUGUUAAAAAUGGGAAAAGCAAAGCAUGGAGAAAAAAACUUCCCUUGACUUUUCAGGCAGUUCCAUAAUUAAUUGCAAGCUGAGAAAUCAAAACAAGCCAUUUUUUAUGUUUUUGUCUAAAUGACUCAGUUUUUAUUCUUUAUUCCUAAUUCAAUACCAAACCGCCUUUUCUGCGUUUUAUUUCCCUAUUUUUUCAAAGCAAUUGGGAAUCAGGUUGUUUCUUGGUUUUGGAUUUCAAAACAAAAAAAUAUUUGGCUGUGAAAUACAUUGACCCAUUAUAACAACCCAAAGUUGUUGCAUUUCACUUUAUUAUAAAGGUGUGACUUUGUGAACAAUGAUAUUUUUCUGUUACAUCUGUUCUGGUGUUUAAAGUAGCUAUUCAGUACUCUGAGUUCACUCUAAAAUGAAAUACUUUUUGCUUUUACUUCGGUAGAUUUAUAGACCUGUAUUUUGCUCUUUAUCUGUACUUUUACUUGUACAGUUCUCUUCUACUCUUUCCACCUCUGCCUAUAUGUAGUUACCCAAAUCCUUUAUUUUUCUCAAAAAAAAAAAUCUUAAUUUAAAUGAACAAAUAAAAAUAAAAUUGUAGGAUUAGAGAGCCAAAAUAGUUUCUAUUUGAGUUUUAUUUUAAUACAUUCAAAAAGGAUACUUAAGAGCUGCAAAUGAGCAAUAGGAAAAAUUAUUACAGAAUGCAUAAACUUAGAGCAGGUUCUCAACUUUUUUUCUUUGGAUGACUUUUCAAUGAGAUGAGAAACAAUCGGGCCAAAACGAAGCCCUAGGUUGGGAACCACUGACUUACAUGACAGUUCAGACUCAGUUUCCAACUUUUCUUUCCAGGAGAACAGUCCAUCUUUCAAAGUUAACAUGAUGAAAGAAGCACAUCAGACUAUGGUACAGUGACAUGGUGAAAAUAAUAAAAGCUGCUGCUGUUUUGAUGUAGUUGGAGGUGUCACUGCUGCUCGGAGCUGUCCACUGCCUGUGGUGCUGAAACCACGGCCCCCUUCACUGUCACUGCAGGCGCUAAAUUCUAAUCAUACGCUUAAAUAGACCCAUUACAUUCAUCACAGAUAACCCACUCUUGUGUUAAAUCAGCCACAUACGACAGGUUGGCAAAAUGAUUUCAUAAACUAGUUUUUUUCUGUAAUAAGCAAGCGUCCUAAAACUGUCCCAGUGCGUCGCUCAUUUCCCGAGCUGGUUACACAACAAGUGCGUAAACACAACCGGAAGGACAAUGAGCUAACGGGACUGACUAGUAGCGAAAGAUUUGCAUGUUUUAUUUUCAUCCGGGCUUUUCUUACCCGGAAAUACGCAUCUGUGCGCUAUGGAAAUCAUUAAAUCGAUGCUUUAGGGGUUUAGCUGGAAUUAAACAGCUUGAAGCCUAAAUGGACAAACAUGGCAGAGGUGGACACCGCAGAAGGCGACUCUGGUUCUGCCCCGCCUGGUUUGUUCCUCAACGAGGAGUACGAGUGCAAAAUCUGCUAUAAUUACUUCGACCUGGACCGCCACACUCCCAAACUGCUGAGCUGCUCCCACACCUUCUGCCAGGAGUGCCUGGACAUACUUCACUCCCGAGAGGGUCGAGGAUGGAGGAUCGGUUGUCCUGUUUGUCGCCACAAAACUCCUGUCCCGGAAUACCAGGUUCGCAAACUCCCCGACAACACUGUGCUGUGUGAAGCUCUUCCCCUGAAAACACAGGAGUUUGUGAACUCAGAUGUCCUCGUACCUGGCGCCGUAGUCUCCUCUGCUGUCUCCACAGAGAACAAUGAAAGCUGUCAGACCUGCAAACAGGUUGCGUUUAUGACAAUCUGCGCGUGCGCCAUCUUCUCCUUCCUGUCCAUGGUGAUGCUCCUGUUUGUGGGCCUCAUUUUUGUACACUUCGACGACAGCUCGAAGUCGCCCGUCGGGCCUGCCUGUUUAUUUACUGGCAGUAUUCUCGCUCUGUUUUCGCUCAUUCUCACUUGGGUAGUGUGCAUGAUAAAGUACCGACCUGAAACAGAGACGAGUAACUUCAGUUCCCCCACCUCAAAUCAGAUAUGAUCCUCUGCUGGGGCUAUCAAAGUUGGCAAGACUGUGGACCAAAACCCUUAUUGUUUGUAACAACACUGGAACUAGCUGUAAGUUAUAUCAGGGUAUUUGUAGCUUUUAAUUCAUACAGGGUUGUAAUGAGUAACCUUUGGUCUCAAGUGUGCACACUAUCCAAGAGCCAUAAAUAUUUGUGUAAAUGUCAACUUUGAGGUCAAUCAGCCUCCCUAGAUCAGAAGAAACUUUUAUGGUCUCAUUGUCAGUCCUCAUCAAAGUAGUUAGUGCCCACCCCCCAUGAAAAAGAUGUGAAGACAAACUAAAAAAGCAGACAUAGCUUUUAUAUAGGUGGUGGCACAGUACUUUUCAUGCAUGAAAUAUAAACUCUAAUUUUGUAGUGAUCCUGACGGUUUUGUCGAUGGCAAACAUGAAUCUCUCCACAGUUGCCUUAAUGCCCCCCCCCAAUCUAAAUUGUUUUAGCACCAACUCUGAGCCUAAUGAUGGCUAAUUUCAUUCAGGAGGCUCAGUGACAGGGUCCUGGUGCUGUUCAUGCUAGCUUAGUCUUGCUGGGUUUCAGAUAUUGAACAUAGUUAUCAUUAUUUAUGACACCUAGAAGUUUCCUCUGAUACAACUUAAAAUGUCUGCUGUGAACAAACUGUUAAACUGUAACAAUCCAAGCAUGCACUAUCUAUAGCAUAUAACCGACUGUGAAGCUUUAUUGUCCAUCUUCUGUUGUUUGUAUGCAUCCGUACUUCCUGUUUGACCCAUAGAUUAUAUACUGUAUGGAGAAGCACUUUGUGUUUAUUUGAGUCAAGAACAACUUUGAAAAAUGAUGUACUAUCUGUCAUAUGACUUUAACAUGCAUUACUAAUGGCAACCUUUGCACACACUGAUUUGACUGAAGAUAGAUAAUUACAGCCUUCUCGACCCUCUCCCAGCUUUUUCUGCACUGAAAUCUUGAAUAUUAAGAAUUUGAAGGUGCUAAAGAACCAGUGUAAUCAUUGCCAUGUUGUUGUACCAGCUAUGUGUAAGUUCUGCCUUAUCUCACCUAAAAGAACAUUACAUCUAAACUAAUCAAAAUACUAAAGCAGAAAUUGUUGCCAGUAAGACAUUUUUAAUGCAGUGCUAUUUCAGUGUUUUCUUCUGGAAAGAUUAAUGGGUGAAAAUAAUGUCAAUUUAUCUACCAUCAAUCCACAAAUAGCAGUGACAAUAAAGUCCCCCCUAUGAACACAGCAAGCCUGUGCCCUUAAUCUACUCUUACAGCCAGGGCCACUCAUAAGGGUGGGGGGGAGAGUGUCUCAUACAUAUUAGGGCAGUAAAAAGAUAACAAUUUUUAAUUGUGAUUCAUCUCAGAAUUUAUGUAGUUAAUCGCUAUAAAUCGUACCCUAUUUAUAGAAUUUAAAGAUUCCACAGUUUUGCAUUUAAAAGUGUUUUGUGUCAUUUUGGAUGUUUCUUCUCCCAGACUCCGAGUUCAGAAACAGACCACCUUUUAUAGGUGACUGAAGAUUUAAUCAUGAACUUAACCACAGAAAAUGGAACUUGUUAUGGAGUGAAAAGAAAAUAGGUGGAUAGUAAAAAGGUAAAUCUUUGAUAAAUGGAUAAAUGGUUCAGAUGACUUCUGACUUGUCCACUAAGCUGACUGUGAGUUUUUUAAAGUGAAAUGAGACAUUAAGGAGUAGUGGUGGACUUAUUUUACAUCACUGUGGCUGCAGGGAGAGCUGACACGGAUUAACCAAAGUUUGUGGAAAGCGACAACAAAGUCUGCAAUUAAUUAAAAAACAUUAGUUGCCGUAGUUAUGGAUUGUAGUUCAUUGUGAUUAAUGUGAUUAAAGUCACAUUUGACCACGUGAGAUUUGGUGUUUUUGAGAGACGAGACCAGGCCAAGACUCCUCAAGUCAGUGAACAGAAUCUGUUGGGUGUGUGGUGUGCUGCGUUGAUCCUCUUGUUCUACACAAAACAUGAACAAAAGUGUCAAAUCUUUGAUUAUUUGUCAGCAUGUGUGGGGGUCUCUCACAUUGGAAAAAGUCUGUUAAGAUUUUAAAAACCUUCAAGUGUGACAGGCUUAAGUUUAA
Molecule: messenger RNA, 5036 nt
Organism: Cheilinus undulatus (humphead wrasse)
Lineage: Eukaryota; Metazoa; Chordata; Actinopteri; Labriformes; Labridae
Product: E3 ubiquitin-protein ligase RNF182-like
Exons: 1
Coding region: 2338-2982 (214 amino acids)
Biological process (GO): protein ubiquitination
Molecular function (GO): ubiquitin protein ligase activity
Source: RefSeq, a predicted model, not a curated record